This is a messenger RNA of Venturia canescens, 1666 nucleotides long. It is a transcript of the gene fsd, whose product is annotated as fates-shifted. Gene Ontology annotation, cellular component: SCF ubiquitin ligase complex. The coding region runs from base 296 to 1369 and encodes 357 amino acids. Lineage: Eukaryota; Metazoa; Arthropoda; Insecta; Hymenoptera; Ichneumonidae. The transcript has 7 exons. Gene Ontology annotation, biological process: regulation of protein stability. The record is from RefSeq and is a predicted model, not a curated record.
GAAACCAAAAAGCAGCCCUUUUCAUCCAACUUCAAUCGCAUUUAAUUCAUCAUUCCAGUGCCUCCCAUACCACCACCGCAUGGAUCCUGAUUUUUACACAAUAUACGACUAUCAAAUAUCACGUGGUCCAGUCGGUAGCAGCGAAGGGUAGCAGGGUAUGCAGUGAUGGCGACUCGUCGAGCAGCCGCUCGCAUGUCAGCUGCGUUUAAAGAACGUCCAAUAUUUGUAUGCUAUGUAGAGAAAAUUCGAAAAUGUGUGUGAUCAAAGUAAGGCGAUCGUCAAUGAGAUAUUCAAAAUGCCUGGAUCGGGCAAAAAGCGAGGGAGGAAGAUGGCCCCGAAGAAGAUGGCCAAAAAUAAAAAUUCUGAUGUCACCAUUAACGAUUUCGCCAAUGCUUCAUCGGGACUUCACGGCAGAUUGACAAAAGCCUUGACCUUCAGAACGGACGUAGCAGAUUGCGAAGGUCCACAUCAUACGAAAGACGAAAUAUUAAAUGUUGAAGAAGUUUCAAAAGUCAAAGAUACAAAACCGAGAAGAAAAUCUAAGUCAAAAGAUUUAUCUGAAGAAGAUCAAGGUACUGAUUAUCCGCUUGAUUUGUGGUUUCUGAUAUCAGAGUACAUAGAGCCUGAAGCUGUUGGUAAAUUUGCCAGCAUUUGCAAAAGUUCUUACCAUGUGGUGAGAACAGCAAAAUUUUGGUUCCACAUUUACAAAAGAUAUUAUAGGCACGAUGCUAUUUUACCAGCUCGACUGCGUCCUGAUUGUAUGGUCCGGGUUGAAGGUUUACGUGCAUGUGUUAUCAGAGCACUACAUCUGAUGUAUUUUUCUUCAGGUGAAAAAGUUGGCUCCAGACUUAUUUCACAGCAAGAUGAACCCCAUUCGCUUGUCAAUAGAAAAUGCUGUCUCAUGUGGCACAAAAAAGGAAAAACGCGCUGGUAUUUUUAUUUUAAACUGAAAGAGGUAAAAAAAAAUCGUUAUACCGCGAGUCGAGGGGAAAGUAAUUGGGAUGAUGAAAAAUCAGAUUCUUCUAAUGUCUCUGAAAAUGUGUCGGCCAACACAGAAGACGGCUGUCGAAUUUUACGGGUAUCCUGUUUAAAAUAUGGUAUGGUUCCAUUGGUAAUGGGACUGACUCUACAAACAGUAAAAGUGACAUUAUCUCCCGGUUUCGAUCACCAUCGAAUUCAAUUGAAUUUUGGUACGAGUUACAUUCCCAAAACUCCAACCCAGGUUAUCUUGCUAACUAGCGUUGUCGAUCUCAAAGUUUUGGACUGGUGGCAUCCGUGUUAUCCUCAUCAGGAUGUUGUAUCCUCAACCAUUCUUGAAGAAACUACCGAGUCAUGGGACUUUGUUCCCUCAGAUUAUCUCACUGUUUAAAGGGAUGCUAAGUUUACAAAGAGAUAUAAAAAGCAAAAAUAGGAUAAAAAAUAACUUUAUUGUUUUUGAAACAUUACAUUGCAAAGAUUUCAUCGGGUUAUUGUAAAUAAUGUACUAUGAUUUUUGAAGCACUCUAUCAGUUGCGAAAAUACAAGAAAUAUAACUCUAAAGAAGAUGGACAUUUUUGUAGAUGCUUGAUAUUGUGAUCGAGUGUCAGAUUUUUACUGAGACUGAACAACUGAUGAAUGGUCUUAAAAUUAUAUCGUUAUAUUCGUAAUAAAUCAAACACAAUUAAAA